CAGCUCUCAGUCUCAGUCGUUCUGGUGAGAGUGACACGGCAAGGAAGAUCAACAAAGUUACUGAUUUGAUAAGUUGUGCUCAUUCACACAAGAAUUCUCAUCCUAGAUUUCAACAGAUUGACACACACACUAAUAAAAUGAGCACCAAAGGAAGGAACUCCUCCAACGGGUACCACGCACCCUGCACAUUUCUCAGCGACUAUAUCAUUCAUGAGGGAAAGUGGCUCAGAUUGUCAGAAAUCAAGUACUUGGACCCCCACGGGAGAGAAAGAUGUUGGGAAACUGUGACCAAGUUGGCCAAACCGAAAGAAAAUGACACAGACACCGUGUCCGCCAUCGCCAUUUACAGACGCCUCCUCCACUACGACGUGAUUGUCAUGGUUCGUCAAUUCCGACCCCCACUCAAUGCCUACACGGUAGAGUUUCCUGCAGGUUUGCUAGAUUCAGGCGAGUCAUGUGAACAGGCUGCAAUCAGAAAGCUUCGUGAGGAAACUGGGUGGCACGGCGAGGUGACCCAUGCCAGCGACCUACUCGCCGUCGAUGCUGGGUGUUCUUCAGCAGUCAUGAGAUACGCCACGGUUAAGAUUAAUGGAGAUUCAACUGACAAUUUGAUGUGCAAACCGAUUAUCGGGAUAGACAACGAAUUUGUUGAUGUGCUCAUGAUUCCAGUCACCGAACUCCAUGAGCGAUUAAGUGCUCUGAGCCGGGAAGGGAACAUUGUCGACUCGAGAGUGGAGGCAUUUGCUAUCGGAUUGCAAAUGGGGCUGAAGUUUGCUCAAGACGCUCGAAAAGACGCGGCCUCGUCGCAACAAGCUAGUUUGCCUCUGGACGGAAGUUGUGUUCGUACUGGUCUCGGAACUAAACAAACCACUUAGUCGUUUGCCACCUCACGUCAAUCAAGAACACUCAAAUGCCGGACGACGACUUCAUAACAACGCUCAUUCGACUACAAUGAUGGCGAUAACUGAAUUUUUUCAGCCGUAUUUACAUGUUUCCUCCAACCUUAUAUUACUUUGUUGUAUUAUUGCUACCAAUAAAUUAAACGUGUCAGGUUUUCAUA
Folsomia candida is the source of this 1060-nucleotide messenger RNA. Its product is annotated as ADP-sugar pyrophosphatase. Gene Ontology annotation, biological process: ribose phosphate metabolic process; nucleoside phosphate metabolic process. Gene Ontology annotation, molecular function: ADP-ribose diphosphatase activity. Bases 138 to 875 code for a protein of 245 amino acids. Lineage: Eukaryota; Metazoa; Arthropoda; Collembola; Entomobryomorpha; Isotomidae. The record is from RefSeq and is a predicted model, not a curated record. The transcript has 5 exons. Gene Ontology annotation, cellular component: nucleus.